Molecule: messenger RNA, 3225 nt
Organism: Grammomys surdaster
Lineage: Eukaryota; Metazoa; Chordata; Mammalia; Rodentia; Muridae
Gene: Klf5
Product: Kruppel like factor 5
Exons: 4
Coding region: 301-1629 (442 amino acids)
Biological process (GO): regulation of transcription by RNA polymerase II
Molecular function (GO): DNA-binding transcription factor activity, RNA polymerase II-specific; RNA polymerase II cis-regulatory region sequence-specific DNA binding
Source: RefSeq, a predicted model, not a curated record
GCAGGUACGCGCCCUCUUAGCUUGCUGGUGGAGCUUGGAGGUGGCGGGAGCGGGUUCCGGCGAGAGAGCAAGCGGGCGCUGGGGCGGGGCGGGAGAAAGUGGUGGCCGGAGGACCUCGGCAGUGACGCGUGGCCGAGCCCAGGAGCUCCGAUCUUCGUGCCCGCCUUCGUGAGCGUCUGGCUGCCGGCCCAGGGGUCCCCCGCCGCGGCCCCGCGCCGAGUCCGCCGUCCCGUGCCAUCCCGGGCGAGGUGGGAAUCGGCGAUCGCCCCGUACCCCGCUCUCGUAGUCCCCAGACCGUCCAUGCCCACGCGGGUGCUGACCAUGAGCGCCCGCCUGGGACCAGUGCCCCAGCCGCCGGCCGCGCAGGACGAGCCCGUGUUCGCGCAGCUCAAGCCGGUGCUGGGCGCUGCGAACCCGGCCCGCGAUGCGGCGCUCUUCCCCGGAGAGGAUCUGAAACACGCGCACCACCACCCGCCUGCGCCGCCGCCAGCCGCCGGCCCGCGACUGCCCUCCGAGGAGCUGGUCCAGACAAGAUGUGAAAUGGAGAAGUAUCUGACACCUCAGCUUCCUCCAGUUCCGAUCAUUUCAGAUCAUAAAAAGUAUAGACGAGACAGUGCCUCAGUGGUAGACCAGUUCUUCACAGACACUGAAGGCUUUCCUUACAGCAUCAACAUGAACGUCUUCCUCCCUGACAUCAGUCAACUGAGAACUGGCCUCUACAAAUCCCAGAGACCGUGCGUAACACAGAUCAAGACAGAACCUGUUACCAUUUUCAGCCACCAGAGCGAGUCGACCGCCCCUCCUCCGGCCCCCACCCAGGCCCUCCCUGAGUUCACUAGUAUAUUCAGCUCGCACCAGACCACAGCGCCUGAGGUGAACAAUAUCUUCAUCAAACAGGAACUUCCUAUACCAGAUCUUCAUCUUUCUGUCCCUCCCCAGCAGGGCCACCUGUACCAGCUUUUGAAUACACCGGAUCUAGACAUGCCCAGUUCGACAAACCAGACAGCAGUAAUGGACACCCUUAAUGUUUCUAUGGCAGGCCUUAACACACACCCCUCUGCUGUUCCGCAGACGUCAAUGAAACAGUUCCAGGGCAUGCCCUCUUGCACGUACACCAUGCCAAGUCAGUUUCUUCCUCAGCAGGCCACCUACUUUCCCCCAUCGCCACCGAGCUCAGAGCCUGGAAGUCCCGAUAGACAAGCUGAGAUGCUCCAGAAUUUAACCCCACCUCCGUCCUAUGCUGCUACAAUUGCUUCGAAACUGGCGAUCCACAAUCCAAAUUUACCUGCCACUCUGCCAGUUAAUUCGCCAAAUAUGCAACCUGUCAGAUACAACAGGAGGAGUAACCCGGAUCUGGAGAAGAGACGCAUCCACUUCUGUGAUUAUAAUGGUUGCACAAAAGUUUAUACAAAGUCGUCUCAUCUGAAAGCUCACCUGAGGACUCAUACGGGUGAGAAGCCCUACAAGUGUACCUGGGAGGGCUGCGACUGGAGGUUUGCCCGGUCGGACGAGCUGACCCGCCACUACAGGAAGCACACGGGUGCCAAGCCGUUCCAGUGCGUGGUGUGCAACCGCAGCUUCUCCCGCUCCGACCACCUCGCGCUGCACAUGAAGCGCCACCAGAACUGAGCACUGCGCCAAGCCGCUCGACGCCUCGCAGUCCGCUCCGCCAUCCUUUAAACCGCAGACCUAACUUCAUAUAAAAAAAAAAAUCAAAAGAACUGGAAAUGUAUAUUUUGUAUAUUUGAGGCCACAGGGAAUACAUUGUAUCAAUACCAAAGUGUUUGGUCAUUUUGAGAACCUGGAAGCUUGCUGUCAUGCUCAACCACUAGCUUUAUUCCAGCAAACUUCAUCUCCAGACAGGCAGCCGCAUCUCAGCAUGGGGAACUGGUGGGGGUGCACGGGGUGCGUAUGCUGUUUCUUAUACAGACUGCACACACGCAGUCAUGUGUGACAUUGUUUAGGGUAAACCGAUUGGCAGGCACCCAGACAGAUUGUCAAGAUUUUACUUGACGUGGACUCAUUUUUCUUAAGAUUAGAUUAUUUCCAUAGAUGGGAGGUACACAGUGUACCUGGCAAUUCACAAAUAGCCAUUGAACAAAUGUUUUUGUUUUGUUUUGUUUUAUAUGAGUUGCCUAUAUUUGCUAUUCAGAAUUUUGUAAAUAUGCAAAUCAGCUUUAUAGGUUUAUUACAAGUUUUUAAGAGAAUUGUUUGGGGGGGAGAAAUCAUACUUUUGAAAAUAAUUAUGAAUACAUUUACAGUUAGAGUUUGUGGUAAGAUACCUCUCAAAUUACCAAAACCAUUUUUGGGGGGAGGGGCUAAUCAUUCAAAUGAGAGUAAAAUGCAAAUUUCACUCACUGAUUGAAAUAAGAUUUUAUUUUAAAUAUGAGAGUUUUUUUUAUGUGAAUUUAAACUGAAAUGCUUAAAGAUAGUUACAAUACACAGACAUUAAUGGUCUUACCAUUAGUUAAACAGUAUCAUUUUUUUUCUAAGUGGAGAAGGAUUGUUGUGUUCCUUGUUGAUCUUAAAGACGCUGUUUUCACUCGUGGAAGCAUUGAAUUUCUGGUGCAGUUUCUCUCAGACUAGGAUGUUUGCUCAUGCAGUGCUGUUGGUUAAAUGACAAUUUUUGCGGAUUUUUGCAUGUAAUACCCAGUGAGACACAGUAAUUUUAUUGAAAUUACAGUGCCACGUAGUUAACCUGUUGUUAAUACUGACUCGUUGUCUGCCUUUAAUAUCAGUGAUGUGUUGAAAGCUUACCAAUAUGCAAUACGGCUAGGAAUGUGACAUGGAUGCUGUUAACCAAAGGGCAGAAAUCACAAGCAAAAUGCCAAAAGCGGUCUUAAUUAAAAAUCUUGUUUUUAAAAUAUUGUUUUAUCAUUAUUUAUUUUGUGGUAAUAUAGUAAGUUUUUUUUUUUUUAGAAAACAAUUUUCAUAACUUGAUAAAUUAUAGUUUCGUUUGUUAGAAAAGUUGCUUUGACGUGUAAAUAGGCAACAAACGGUGUAAAUAGUUUUGUAAGGCUCCAAGAUGUUUAUACGUGGACACACCUACAUCAAAAGCAUAACUCGGCUGCUGUUCUGCUGCUUCGUCCCUUAUUUUUGUAUUGUGGUAAUUUCCUAUGCAAAUAUCAGCAAGCAGCUGUAUAGCUGUAGAAUUUUUUGAGAGAAUGAGAUGUUUAUAUAUUAACGACAAUUUUUUUUUUUUUGAAAAUAAAAAGUGCCUAAAAG